Molecule: messenger RNA, 687 nt
Organism: Cladophialophora yegresii CBS 114405
Lineage: Eukaryota; Fungi; Ascomycota; Eurotiomycetes; Chaetothyriales; Herpotrichiellaceae
Product: phosphatidylinositol glycan, class H
Exons: 3
Coding region: 1-687 (228 amino acids)
Biological process (GO): GPI anchor biosynthetic process
Cellular component (GO): glycosylphosphatidylinositol-N-acetylglucosaminyltransferase (GPI-GnT) complex
Source: RefSeq, a predicted model, not a curated record
AUGAUCCUCGGUCCUGGAAUGCAAUACUUCUCUAUCUACCUCCCCAGCCCGACGACCGUGUCCUUUACGGUCUCGACACGCCCACUCCACAACCCCGUCCCGGUCGUCUCAACCUCAACCAACUCUUCCCGCGUAUCUAUUCCCAGAAUAAAAGCCCGCAUCUUCACAGUUCUCAAGCACGUCCUCCGCGCGCUCUUUGUCUUUGUGACUGCGCUGGUCAACGUCGUUAAAGCCCAGGGGUCAGUCCAGUCCGCUGGCCCCAGACUCGACGCGUACGCAGACUUGUUGCUCCACCUCAGCCCGUUCAACUCGUUUAUCAGAUUCCUCGCAGACAAGGCGGAAUGGUGGGUUCUUGCGUCACUCAGCCUGGUGGUCAUGUACGCUUGUCUACGGAGGGAUCAUGUCGAAGAAUCUCUCUUGGUAUUGCAGGGCUUGGGGAUCCAGACGUCGACUUCAUCGCGGUACUUCUUCACAGGUGCCACGACGACGUUCAUCCCAACUACCCAGAUCCAGGAUAUCGUCAUCCAUGAGGCGUUCAAGGGGCUGGAGGUGCGGUUCUACUUGGCCGUGAUUGUCGAGGGGGCGACCGAGGUAGUUGUUGUCUUUCCGACUCUGCUCCCACGGCGGGACAUCCUCGAGGAAGUCUGGCGAGGGUCGCGAAAGUGCUUGUACUCUGGCAUUCGAUGA